This is a messenger RNA of Durio zibethinus, 381 nucleotides long. Its product is annotated as glycine-rich protein. NCBI's taxonomy places the organism in Eukaryota, Viridiplantae, Streptophyta, Magnoliopsida, Malvales, Malvaceae. The record is from RefSeq and is a predicted model, not a curated record.
AUGAAAACCAAAUCCAAAGACACAAAUUCCUUAUGGAAAUGGAAAGGAAACAUGAAGAAGAAAAAGAAUGUCAAGCAAUUUCCAGUGUCAGAGUUCCUCCGUGAAAGCCGCCAGAAAGUGGGGGAGAAUGUGUUAGGCCCUGGAUGUGGUGCUGGGAUUGGUUGUGGCAUUGGAGUUGGGUUUGGUUUGGUUGGGGGAGUUGGGUAUGGUGGGUGGCCUUGGAACCAUUUGAAGCUUGUGUUUGGGGUUGGAGCUGGUUGUGGGGUUGGAAUUGGGUUUGGAUUUGGACAAGGUAUUGGAUAUGGUUUUAGUUUGGAAUCUUUGGAAUCCUACUUGUCCGGGGAUAGUUCAAAUUCCAAUAGAAAAUUUUUAAUUUCCUAG